This is a messenger RNA of Sclerotinia borealis F-4128, 1254 nucleotides long. The record is from the annotation of a GenBank genome assembly. Lineage: Eukaryota; Fungi; Ascomycota; Leotiomycetes; Helotiales; Sclerotiniaceae.
AUGCCUAGACGCAACCAUGCCCUCAACCCUAACCUUCCGGAGGGAGUCCACCACCCAUCAGCCCCAGGCAUCACGGCGCAAAUCAUCUCCCAAGAUAACGAAGCAUUCCCAACCUAUGCAUCUCCCGACAACGACCCGAUCCCUAACGACCCAAUAGCAGAAUACCUUCGUGUUCAAACCAUCACGACGUAUGUUGCCGCUACCAACGAGACGCCAUAUGCGAUCCAUCUUCGAGUCGAUAGACCGUAUCCCAAGGAAAUGGACUGCUCGAAACUGCAGUUUCAACUCUCGAUCGAUGGCAAGUUUGUGUGGAAUGUUUGGUGCCAUCGGCCUCGGUACGUGGAAAUGGGCAAUUUGUGGGAGGAAAUAAUUCGUGGCAUGAAGCAGGGAAAGGGUCAAGGUUGCAAGAUUAGCGACUUUAAGUUUAAGGGAAUUAAGACUAAUGAGGAAAGUCUCUCCUCUGCAGAAGCCCGACGUCUCAAGGAGUCCAUGAGUAAGUUUGGCGAGAUUGAGAUCAAAGUCUUCAGAACGACGUAUGGAAAAAAGAGUGGAGAUGUCAAUAAUAGCAAGAAAGGAUUCAUGAACGACAAUAGUAAAGAAGUCCCCGAGAAGGCAUUGAAGGGACCUGAGGCAAAAAGUCAUGGUACUGCGUUGGACGUGGGACGAAAAGUCACCCGAGGAGAUGUUUGGACAGACGCUAAUAUACAUGGUGAUCAACCAAUCAUCAUCUUCCGCUUUCUAUAUCGCUCUGAAGCUGCGCUGAAAUCUUUGCAUAUAAUUGCACACACGCCUACUCCAUCUCGUUCUAGCUCACCGGAGAUUGUUGGACAUGGUGGUAGUGGUUUAACAGCUGAUCAGGCAAAGCAAGUUGAGGAAUUAUUGAGAUCGUUUAGGAAUGCAUCGGGUGAAUCGGCGGGUGAAUCGAGUGGGAGGAAGAGAGUUAAGAGGGAAGAUGUUGAUGAUGGUGGUGAAGUUGAGAGUAGCGAGAGAGUGGUAAAGCGACGGAGAGCUGAGAAGGGUAAGGGAAAGGCUGUUAUGAUUGAUUUGACGGGGGACGAUGGCGAGGAUGAAGUUGAAGAUGAAGUUGAAGAGGAGAAAUCUUCGACGGUGGUUGGUGAUGCUGGUGAGCUGGAGAUCAUUAAGUUGGAUGAUGAUGAUGAUGAUGCUGGUGAGACGGAGAUCGUUAAGUUGGAUGAUAGUGAUGAUGAAGAUGAUGAUGAUGAGUGUUUAUUUAUUCGAGAUAAUCGAAUCUGA